This is a messenger RNA of Pyrus x bretschneideri (Chinese white pear), 1235 nucleotides long. RefSeq names its product mitochondrial ATPase complex subunit ATP10. The coding region runs from base 108 to 911 and encodes 267 amino acids. NCBI's taxonomy places the organism in Eukaryota, Viridiplantae, Streptophyta, Magnoliopsida, Rosales, Rosaceae. The record is from RefSeq and is a predicted model, not a curated record. Gene Ontology annotation, biological process: mitochondrial proton-transporting ATP synthase complex assembly. Gene Ontology annotation, cellular component: mitochondrial inner membrane. The transcript is spliced from 7 exons.
GCUCGGAGAAUUAAGUAGUUCACAACGUGACAAAUUCUGAUACAACAGGAAAAACCCUACAAAUCUUUGAAUUUGAAUUUAGGGUUUUUCCCAGUGAGAUCGAAAUUAUGAGCCGAUUCAGCCGAGCUUCCAUAUUUGCUUCCCAAAUCUUGAGGCCCAUUGAGAGCAAGAAGCAGCAUCUUCUUCCAGCUUCCCAGCAUUUCUUAGCUCAAAGAAGCUCCAAUCGUUUCUUCGACAUUUACAAGCUUGGAAACAAAGCAGCUAUAGAGAAAGAGCGUGCCCGGCUUGCAGAUGAGUUGAAUAGGGGAUAUUUUGCUGAUAUGUCAGAGCUUGAAAAACAUGGUGGGAAGAUUUCUGUGGCAAAUAAAACCAUAGUUCCUGCAACUGCAGCGGUAAAGUUUCCUGACUUAGAAGUUAACUACUCUGAUGGAAAAAUAUUAAAGCUUCCCGUUAGCUCCAAUGGGAAUGGAAAUGUCACUGAAGUCAACAAAUUGGAAACCCCCAAGGCUUCUUUAGUUUGCCUUUCAUUUCGAGCAAGCUCCCAGGGAAUGAUUAAUUCUUGGAGCGCCCCUUUUCUUGAUGCUUUUAGUGGUUCCAAGGAUGUUCAACUAUACGAGGUAUCAUUAAUAGACUCAUGGUUCUUAUGUCGGAGUCCAAUUAAGAAGCUUUUGCUCCGGAUUAUGAGGAAACCAAAGUAUGAUGAAAGUGCUGAACCUAAAAGGCAGAUUGUAUAUUCAUUUGGUGACCAUUAUUACUUCAGAAAAGAACUUAAAGUACUGAACCUUCUGACCGGGUAUAUAUUCCUGCUCGACAAAUUUGGUAGAAUAAGAUGGCAAGGCACUGGAUUGGCUACGGAAGAGGAGUCGUCAUCCCUUCUUUCGUGCACGAAACUGCUCUUGGAAGAGAAAUAAGGCGGUGGAACCUCAUCCCUUCCCUUGACAUAUACAUCUUCAGGUGAUACGAGCUCAUAAUUCAAGGAUGCUAGACUCGAGCAAUUUAACUCAUAAUGCCACAUAACUGUAUUUCGUGUUUAGUUUUGAAAUGUAGAUUUGGCAUUCCAGUGCAUUUUACUUCUUUAGUUGAACCCUUUUUGAAGGGUCGGGGGACACUUUGGUUCAACUUAGAAAUCGAAGUUGGCAGUGAUUUUGUCAUAAUAACCUCGUCAUGUGUCGAGAUUAAGGUUAGGUGAAGAGUUUUCGUUGUAACAAUAAAAAUGAGAACGUGUUAUGAUUCAA